This is a messenger RNA of Oryzias latipes (Japanese medaka), 4135 nucleotides long. RefSeq names its product protein phosphatase 6, regulatory subunit 2a (gene ppp6r2a). NCBI's taxonomy places the organism in Eukaryota, Metazoa, Chordata, Actinopteri, Beloniformes, Adrianichthyidae. Gene Ontology annotation, molecular function: protein phosphatase binding; protein phosphatase regulator activity. Gene Ontology annotation, cellular component: nucleus; cytosol. The record is from RefSeq and is a predicted model, not a curated record.
CUGCUCGCUCCCGCGGCCAUGUCGCCAUUUUGAUUCUAAAUUUUUGAGUUUUUCCUCUUUGCAUGCUAAACUUAGCCCCGCGUUCAUGUCGCUUCGUUCGCGUGUGUAAAUCCUUGCCUUACAUCUAAACAAUACACGAAUCCCCGCUGUGUUGAGUAGGCAUCUAACACAGCGGAGCUGCUUUUCGAUGGCUCCGAAAAGCGACAUUUGACUAGCCAAGUUGGGCUAGCUUAAACACAGCAAGACUGAGCUCCUCUUCAAAACAAAUCACUCACUGGCUAACGGACGCUAGCACCCUAAGCCUACGACGAGUUGGCCUCAUUUCUAAUGACUUUAUACUUCUUGACGACAAAACUACAUCACAUCUGAGGCAGACGGAAGGAGAAACAAUCGACUUUUAGUCGAAGUUUUCCAGGUUAUGAGUCUUUCUGCGUCUCAUCUCCUGAAGAGCCCUGCAUUUUAAGAAGAGACUGAUGCUGAUAAAUGCCAGGCCUCGCCACACUCUCUCCUGUCUGCACAAACAUAAAUGCCUGCCUGCCCCCGGGGGAGGUCUGAUUAAAGAUAUCCACAUUUCAUCCACUGGGCCGUGCCCCUCGUCCCAGCAGCCACCAUGUUUUGGAAGUUUGACCUACACACCACCUCCCACAUUGACCAGCUGCUGGACAGAGAAGACGUGACGCUGAAAGAGUUGAUGGAGGAGGACGAUGUCCUGCAGGAGUGUAAGGCCCAGAACCGUCGGCUGCUUCUCUUCCUCUCCCAGGACCAUUGCAUGCAGGAGCUGGUCAGCCUCAUCACCACAGAGCCACCGGCUGACCUGGAGGAGAGGAGCCGCUUCAAAUUUCCAAAUGUUGCGUGUGAGCUCCUAACCUCAGAUGUGUCCCUUAUCAACGAUAAGCUUGGCGGGGAUGAGUCUCUUCUUGAAAUGCUUUACCACUUCCUGGAGCAGGAUCCCCCCCUCAACCCCUUACUGGCCAGUUUCUUCAGCAAAACCAUCGGCAACCUGAUUGCCAGGAAAACUGAACAGUUGAUUACCUUUCUAAAGAAAAAAGAAGGCUUUAUUGGUCUAGUGCUCAAACACAUCGAUGCCUCUGCCAUGAUGGACCUGCUGCUUCGCCUCAUCAGCUGUGUGGAGCCUGCAUCGCUGAGGCAGGAGGUCCUGCAGUGGCUGAAUGAGGAGAAGUUGGUCCAGAGACUCACGGAGCUGAUUCAUUCUGGCAAAGAUGAAGAGAGACAAUCAAAUGCCUCCCAAACGCUUUGUGACAUAAUUCGCCUUAGUCGAGACCAGGCCAAUCAGAUGCAGGAGAACGUGGAGUCGGACCCACUAUUGGCUGUCAUAGAAAUGCAGGAGACUGUAGCAGGGCUUCUCAAAAACAUGUUUGAGGGGGAAAGGAGCGAGACUUCCAUCGUUAACGGGACUCAAGUGCUACUUACCUUAUUGGAGACCAGAAGGUCUGGGUUGGAGGGGUUGAUGGAUCUGUAUUCUCAGGGUUAUGAAAGGUCUUACACUGUCAGCAGCAGUAUUUUAAAUGCCAUCGAGUCCCAUCUAAAGGACUUCCAGCAGGUUCUUCUGGAUCCCCCUAAGAAAAGUGCAAUAUUGACGACCGUUGGCGUUCUUGAACAGCCUCUUGGGAACGCUCGCCUUCAUGUGGUUCGGCUGGUGGCUGCUUUGCUGCAGACCACUUCACCUACCAUCUGCCAGGAGCUCUGCAAUCUUACCACCAUGGACCUACUACUGGAUCUGUUCUUCAAAUACUCCUGGAAUAACUUUUUGCACUUCCAAGUGGAGCUGUGCGUGUCGGCUGUGCUGAACCAUCCGUCUUCAGAGGAGCUGUCUGGUCCGGGCCUCCAGAACCAUGAUACGAAGCCCGCUGAUACCAGCUCAGACACGCAGGGAGAGGGAGCAGAGACAAGUUCAGCCAGCGAUCCACAGACCUCUGUUCAUAACGCCCUUGUAGCACAUCUCUUCCAGAAGUGUCGCUUGGUUCAAAGGAUCCUUGAUGCUUGGGAGGAGAAUGAUAAAAUACAGGCUAAUGGUGGUACCAGAAGAGGAAACAUGGGUCACUUGACUAGAAUUGCCAACCUGGUGGUGCAGAACCUGGAGAAAGGCCCAGUUCAGACCCAGAUUGCUGACCUCAUCAAAGAGCUGCCAGAAGACUGCAGGGGUCGAUGGGAGAGCUUUGUGGACGAGACUCUGAGAGAAACCAACAGGAGGAACACGGUGGAGCUGGUAAGCACCCACAACAUGCACUCCUCCAGCGAGGACGACGACAUGGAGGGCCCCUUCCCCAACGACCUGUCCCUGCAGCAGACUUUCGCAGACUAUCAGAUCCAGCAGAUGACCGCCAACUUUGUGGAUCAGUUUGGCUUCAACGAUGAGGAAUUCAGUGAACACGAUGAAAACAUCAAUGCCACAUUUGAUAGAAUUGCUGAGAUCAACUUCAAUCUGGAUGCUGAUGACAACAGUGCCAACGCGGCAGCUUUUGAGGCCUGCUGCAAGGAAAGGAUACGCCAGUUUGAUGAUGCUGAAGAAGAGGAGGACAUUUGGGAGGAGAAGGAGAUCAACUAUGCAACACAAGCUAAAUCCAGAACGAGGUUUGGGGUCUCCCAGACUUUGGAGGGAAGCUCGAGAAGCAGCAUGGAAAACGGCGACCGGCAGCAGGACCACGGGUCUGGGUCGGACGAUGGGGACGACUCUGAGCAUAAGUCAGCAAAUCCAGAUCCUGGCUGGACGGCAGAUUUCAGGGAUUCUGGAGGGACUGGGGCGUCCCAGAGUGCAUCCGGGUGGGAGGGCCCAGCUGACACCGUGGAGGAGGCGGCGAAGAAUGGAGAUGCCCAGGGAACGGGCUGGGCCAACUUCACGGAGUUCCAGCCUUUCGAUGGGACAGAAGCUGAUCCUGAAGACAAACAAGCCAAACAAAACCACAGCAAGACUGCAGUGAGCACCUCUUGUGGCUCUCCGUCAGCAGCAGAAGGAGGGAAAGCUCCGCUCAUAGCUUCAGACAGCAGCUCCUCCGGAGGAUCCGACAGCGAGGACGAAGACAAGAGGGCACCUCCUGCUAAGGCUGCUGCAGAGAUUGCCACGGAAGCCACCUCCGAAAACAAGACACCUGACCUCAAAAGUGAGGAGAGCCUGGCCUCCCUGGAGAAACUGUCUCUGUCAGAUCCUCCUGCGAGCUCCGAGCCGCCCGCAGAUGAGCCACCUGCAAACACACCUGCCGACAGGAAAGAGACAGUGGCGCCAGCACAGGAAGUGUCUGUCAACGGGCCGGUUUGAGCAAGUUUGGGCGGGGCGUUCGCCAGCCUCCUCCAGAGCGACUCCCUGGUCUCCGGUGUUUUCACUCUGCCAUGCUAUCGGACAUGGACACUGCCAACCAACGACGAGGUGGACCGCCAGAAGCAAAACGCCACAGAGGAGAGGAAUCAUGUCAAAGCCUUUUUUUCCUGAUGUUGCACAUAAAGCUGUGCUCUUUUAAUGUAGCAGAGUUCUUUAAAAACCACAGAAUUGGAGGGAACGCCGGCCUGCGUAUUUUUUUAAGUCCUCAAAGAUUUCUCCGGUCUCCCUGGUGGGUUGGAUUUUACCCGGUCGCCCCUGAACGGAAAGCACAGGCUGACUUUUAAUGAUGCCUCAACAAUAAAUACUUGUUUUUUGAAAAUAUUCUUUUUUGUUUCCUCUUAAAGCUUAAUAAAAGCACUUAUGCAGGCAUUUACUGUACGUCCUAGCACAGCAUUGUCUUCAUGUGGUCUUCAUCCAGGUAGGGUUUCCUGUCUUUUUUGCUGCUCCUGAAGCAAACAGCAGGUCCACCAACGUCUCCAAUAGUAUUAUUGUCCUCUGCUCGUGUGCAAUAAUGUCAGCCUUUUAUUUAAAGCAAAUUCAGCCUUUUCUUUUCUCAAAAAAUCAACAUUUGUGAAAUUUGAUCUGGAUUCAAUCUAAGUGGAGAUUUCAAAUUUUUUUAUUUUUACCUUUUCUGUGCAUCUUGAAGCAGAUUUUUGUUGACCUAGCUAGUGAGCAAAGACCUUCUGAUUGUAAUGAUAUUUGAGUUCUUCAUGCUGUCUCCCUGAAAUCAACCAAACCUCAUCUACCUAUACACAAAUAUUAUCUACACUUAAAAGACCUUUAAAAAGCAAUUCCCCAUCC